AUGCUAAUAAUUCAUUCAGGGUUUGGCAUUAACAUUGGUGGUGGAACUGAUGCCCCUUAUGUUAAAGGAAAUACAGGUAUCUUCGUCUCGCGUGUUCGAAGGGAUGAGUUGCUUGAUUUAAUUUGUGAAGGAGAUCGGAUCAUUGCGGUUAAUUUUAUUUUUUUUUUCAUAAUUAUAGUAAAUUUUUUUCAUUAGGUUAAUGAUAUUAUUUUGGAAAAUAAGAAACAUCGUGAGGCUGUAAGUCUUUUGAAUAGUCUUGAGGGCGUUUGUACUUUUACUUUGGAGAGGAAAAGUUUUAAUAUUCCUCCCUCCGAAAACAAAGUGCUUACAUUUAGC
Molecule: messenger RNA, 336 nt
Organism: Meloidogyne enterolobii
Lineage: Eukaryota; Metazoa; Nematoda; Chromadorea; Rhabditida; Meloidogynidae
Source: the annotation of a GenBank genome assembly